UGUACGGCGUGACACCAAAGUACCCUCAGUAAGAGGGUGGCGGGUCAGCCAGGCCAGAGCCUGGAGCCCGGGGUCAGAAGGGGUGACAGGAAGGGAUGGAGGGGCCCAAAACCCUGGGGCCCUGUGGCCACUCUCACCCCCAGUGUCCCCCAGCCCCAGCUUCGAGCAGCCUCGGAGGAUGCCUCUAUCAGCCCUGCCAGGGAUUUGUAAGGUGGCCCUGCCUGGUGCCCUUGCCGUCCACCCACUCGCUGGAGUCUGCGAGGACUUUCCCAGCUCCAGGGGCAAAGGGUGGGGUGCCCAGGGUGGGAGGCAAGGCCUCCUUCCUGUCCAGCGAAGAAGAGGAGGUGCAGCAGCAGAGUGCAAGAGAGCCAGGGGGGCCAAGACCAGGAAAAACAGAGCUGGAGCGGACUCACAGCCUGAAAAUGCAGAACCAGGACCUCCGCGAGCAGCUGGGGGCAGUGCUGGGGCCGGGGCAGCACUUCCUGCCCCUGUGUCCGGAGCACUCGGCCCUGGCCCGGUCCCCCGAGUCGGCCAGCAGCCGACCCCCCGAGGACAGGGCCCCUGUGCAGCUGCUGCAACGCGAUCUGUGCCAGAGGGAGGCAGCCUUUGUGUGGCAAUCCCAGGUGGGCCCGGCAGGGGUGGGGGCUGGGCCGGGAAGGGGCUGCCGAGCCCACGCUGUGCACCUCCCCAUCCAGAAUGAGCUGCGGCAGAUCCGGCUGUCCUUUGAGAGGAAGAAGAUGGCCAUCAUGGAGGUGUGGGACGGCGUGGCAGAGGUGCACACGGCCCUGAACAACCAGGCCACUGGACUCCUGAACCUCAAGAAGGACAUUCGGGGUGUGCUAGACCAAAUGGAAGACAUUCAGCUGGAGAUUCUGGGGGAGCAGGCCCAGCGCCGCAGCCAGGCCAGGAAGGAGCAGCAGAUGGCGUGUGUGGCAAAUGAGCUGCGGCAGAUCCGGCUGUCCUUUGAGAGGAAGAAGAUGGCCAGGCCCCAGAGCAGGAGCCCCCCACUCCUAACCAGAGUCACCCUGGAAAAUAGCUCCUGGGGAAGGACGGGGCGGAGGCACAGCUGGGUGGGCCCCUCAGCCGAGGACCCCUGCCCUCUGACACAGCCCCUCCCCAACAGAGAGGGAGGCCACAGCUGGGAUGUUCCAAGAGCUUCAAGGGCCAGCUCUGGCUGCUGGCCCUGAGGCUGCUGCUGGGCACUCUGCUGGCCUGCACUGCUGCCUACGUGUACGUGGUGAACCCCGAGCCCUUCGAGGGGCUGGUG
Molecule: messenger RNA, 1267 nt
Organism: Fukomys damarensis (Damara mole-rat)
Lineage: Eukaryota; Metazoa; Chordata; Mammalia; Rodentia; Bathyergidae
Gene: Ccdc188
Product: coiled-coil domain containing 188
Exons: 9
Coding region: 96-1187 (363 amino acids)
Source: RefSeq, a predicted model, not a curated record